AUUUAGCGACUUCGUUAAAUGGAGGUCUACAUCCUACUUACCACACAAUAGAUCAUUAUUCAAGUAAUGUUUAAUUUCGGAGGGGUGUUUUGUACCCCCGAACCCUCCACUGGCUUCACGUUUAUUGUGUGGGUAGCACCAAAAGGAAAUAAUGGUUUAAUUGUAACUUUAUCUACAUCAAAUGACAACAUAUUGGAAUGAAAAAGGGAGUCUAUAUGGAAGAAGACAUCGAUCGUUGUAAUGGAAAGGGUUCGUACUAAAGAGAGAGAUCAAUGGAUCGGCGCAUGUGCAGAAGACCCUCCUCUGGAAUGGAGAAGAAGAACAAGAAGAAGAAGUCACAGUCAUGGGAUGCAACGUAAGCAAAGAUGUAAAAGUGGAAGACAACAAUGGAGGCGAUCGAAUGUCAGAAGAGAAAGCGGCAGAGAAAAUCCAGGCUUCCUUCCGGGGAUACAAGACAAGAAAAUCACUCAAAAACAACGGUCUACUGCCAGCCGUGGAGAGUGGUGCAACAUUGAAAGAGGAGAAAGUCGCCUCUACAAUACAAAACUCUCACAAAAAUGUCAUUAAGAAGGAAGAGUCAAAUGAAAACACCACUGAUAAAAAAGUUCAGGAAGAAGAAGAAGUUGUGGACAUCGACCUGGGUGAUCCUGAUGUUGAGAAAGCAGCUCUUAAAAUCCAACACACGUUUAGGGGAUACAAAUCUCGCAACGUCCCUCAAGAAUAGAUUGGAGAAAAGAAGAAGAAAAAAAAGGUCUUUCAGAAAAUUUACAUUAAUUUUUGAACAAUUGGCGUUAACUAAGUGUCAGUCCCUGGUGGUUUAAAAAGAACGUUUAUAUUCCAUCCCAAUUUUUCGUUAUUCUUAGCCGGAUAAAGAAGAAUUCAAAUGGUGCAGAUGGAAAAUCCUUUCGGAGCUAAUUUAAAAGUUAUUACCAUGAUGUGAUAUUUAUCAAACUGUUGUUCUUUCUUUAUUACGUUAUACAUUUCGUUUUAAUGUGCAGUCAAACCCCGCUAUAGCGAACUCCCGGAUAGAGUGAAGAGAGGAAAUUGGAUAGUAUGAACUUCGGUCUUCGACUGAUUAUUCUUCUAAUUUUUUUGUUUUUGUUUUUUUUGUUGUAAUAAUUUUGAAAUUUCUACUUCAAAAUAAAUACAUAUACCGAUUUUUAAAACCAUUUAUAGCAUGGAAUGUAACAAUGAGCAUUUUUUCUUAUUUGCUUCAUUAUUGAAUUCGUUCAGCAUU
Parasteatoda tepidariorum (common house spider) is the source of this 1237-nucleotide messenger RNA. RefSeq lists its product as uncharacterized. The record is from RefSeq and is a predicted model, not a curated record. Lineage: Eukaryota; Metazoa; Arthropoda; Arachnida; Araneae; Theridiidae. Gene Ontology annotation, molecular function: calmodulin binding.